This is a messenger RNA of Dendrobium catenatum, 5001 nucleotides long. Its product is annotated as CST complex subunit CTC1. Gene Ontology annotation, biological process: positive regulation of DNA replication; telomere maintenance via telomere lengthening. Gene Ontology annotation, molecular function: telomeric repeat DNA binding; single-stranded DNA binding. The transcript has 18 exons. Lineage: Eukaryota; Viridiplantae; Streptophyta; Magnoliopsida; Asparagales; Orchidaceae. The record is from RefSeq and is a predicted model, not a curated record. Bases 74 to 4093 code for a protein of 1339 amino acids. Gene Ontology annotation, cellular component: CST complex.
UAUUGCACAGCCUUCCCGCGCAAGCAUCUCAUUUCUAAACCCUAACCCAAAGCAGCCUGCUUCGUUUCGUUCGAUGCCUCUUUCAAUGGCAGAAGUGCGCAUCAUCACCAUAUCCGAUCUCCUGUCCCUCUCUUUACCCCUCACCGGCGUCACUGACCUCUCGCUCUCCCUGUCUUCCUGCUCUCCCCCCUUAAAGAAACACAAGCACCAACCUGCUAAAGUUAUCGAGGCCGAGAAUCUCACCAAUCUCCUAAUCUGCAACAAGCAUUUAAACCCCGAGCUCUUCUUCACUCCCUUCAAAUGCCCCGUCGUACUCGUGGGCACCGUAGAUCUCCCCACGGAUCCUUCUGAUCACUUCUUUUCAUUCUGCGAUGGUUCCUCUAUCGUAUCCUGCGCCAUUCUUGAUUUGGACCUCAGGAUCAUCGGAUGCAAAGUACAUGUUCUCGCUUGGAAUUUCCUUCCUUUCAAGGACCGGAGGGGAGGGCUCCUGGAAGUAAUUCGAUGGAGCACUUUUUCACCAUCGCUCGCGAUGCCCAAAGACAUGCCUGUUCUGUCUCUGCGGAAAGGUGUGGAAUUGUCGAGCAAAAAAGGCGUUGUGGGUGUUCUGAGAUCAGUCAGCCCAGUAUUCACCGUUCCUUGCCGAAACACCGGGUCUGAUUCGGAUUCUAUUGGUUUUCUUGCAGAGUUAUUUACAUGCAAGUGUAAUCUUUGCUCCAAAUCAUUUUAUAUGUAUCGUUUCGAUUAUUCUCUAUGGAUUCAGAAUAGCCAUUGCUUUUCUGUCUCCGACUUUGUUUACUUUCUAGAGCCUUCUUCUGGGUGGCGUCUUGCGCUUGCUAAACUUGUUGGGAAGGUUGUUAUGGUCUCAGGAUUGAAGAGAAAGAUGAUCUUUGUUGGUGAGAAGAUAUCGUAUGCCAUGUACGUCACACCUUUGGAAACGUCGGUUUCGUUAGGUCGGUUACCUUUGGAGGCUAUGCAGCUUGGAGAGGAUGUUAGGGCAAAAAUGAUUGAGGAUGGUGCAGUUUAUAAUGGAAUUAUUACUCGAGUUUACAUGCAAGGGAUGGCUGUUGAGUUGGAUGAUAAGGUUUGGCUUUUGGUCACUGAUAGCAACCUUGCACCACUAGCGGCUCUAAGGGUCGGUGCUAUUAUUUCCAUUCAGAACUUUCAAUUGGUUCGUUCUGUAUUGUCUUGGAUUGAAACCAAUCUGCUUGUUUGUUGUUCCAGAACUGCCAUAGAUGUGAAGUCUUUUUCAAUUUCUGAUACCAGGUGUCACUUUAGGUCUCAAAGUCCGAGCUUGCUACUGAGGUUUAUCGAAUCUCUCACACCUACUGCUAAAUUUUGCAGGUCACUACUCUUGAUCUCUUGUUUCAGAAGAAAAUUUGCCAAGCUCUUAUCUAACAAGGAAAUUCUUGGCUCAAGAAAUAAGGAAGGACUGGUUCAGGCUUAUGCACGUGCAUAUUUGCAUUCAAAUUUUAUUCAACCUCAACAUGGGAUUUUCAUGGACUUUUGCCAACAUGGGCAGUCUGCUAUCAAGUAUGAAAAGAAUGGACCACCCCUUAAGCUGGUAGUACCACUAUCUAACUUUAUCAUCAAAUGUGAAGUGAUAUGGGCAUCGGCGUUGAAGGAAAUUCCGUGUCAUGGUGGAAAACCUACAAUUGUAGACAAUGUGCCCUGCGAAGGAAUUCCUUCGUCUCCUAUGGUUAGAAGAAUUGUAUCAAAUGACAUUUUUGGCUGCAUUUUGAUGGGCAUUAUCAAGAUCACCUCUUCAGGGAAGCUGCAGCUUUUUGAUUCCACUGGAAGUAUAGAUGUUGUGAUACCAGAUAUUGUUUCCGGUUUCCAUUGUCAGGGCAUUCAUGAGGUUAAAGAGUUUAAGGUUGUCCUAGAAGGCCCAUCCAUGCAAGUAGAAUCUUCCGAGUUGCAUUCUGCCGAGCUACUUUCAUGCAGGAGUUUUUUUGAUGAGCUUCCUGUGAAGAAAAAAAUCAGUCAACUAGUUGUUUAUGUUGUUUUUUAUCUUAAGAAUUCGACUUGUCUUAAUGCGCCUAUUAAUCUUCCUUUAUGCACGGUCGAUAAGAGCAAUACUAAUGCUAGUGGAAUUGCACACCUGCUUCUUGUGACCCACAAAUUUCCUGCUGCAAAGAAUUGUGAGUUUGACAGCGAUGCAUCACACAGCUCUAGCUUGUUUUCUGAGGCUUUACUUUUGCCUUAUGAUGCUAUUUUCCAUAAUGAAGAUGCACACAAUCACCCAUCUGGCCAUUCCCUACAGAAGUUAGAUGGAGAGCCCGUUUAUUUAAGUGAACUUAAUAUUCCACAGUUGAGAUGUUGCAGAAAACCAAACUUUGUUGAAUCAAUCUGGGAUUCACCUGAUUCUAAGUAUGAUCUUAAACGGGCUGAAUUGAGGCCCGUUUUUGCUUGUUUGCUUACUUUUGGCAGUAGUCCUCAAAAGCCUCAUUUUACCGGAUAUUUAUGCAGUAGAGGAUGUUCUGUGCUGGAAAAUAAGUCUGUUGGUCUACAUCCAGUUUUGUUAGAAUUCAUAUCUGAUAGCUUCAUCAAGUAUCAGUCACUGCAAAUUGGUGGGUAUUACAUGAUGAAGUGUUCCAAAGAAUGUCCUUUAUGUUUUCAAAAAGUCAAGAACAAAGAAACUUCUUCCAAGGUUUUAUUGAGUUCUAAAACGUCUCUUUGGAAAGUUUUUUUCUCAUUUGGCAUGGAUCAGCAUCAAGAACAACCAAGGUAUCAGACUUCCAGCGACAAUUUAAUUAGAGAGUAUCAAACAGAUUUGGUAAAUGUCUGUGAGAGUGAUCUGGAGUUCCAACCGUCAUGCACUCUACUGAAUGAUAUUUCAGAUGUGCAUUUAGCAAUCACUCGGGACUCGAUGGCGCCUUUGAGCCAAAUAGACCUCUUAAAAGAGGAGUUACUCAAUCACUUCUCUAUGCUGCAGGAGGUUUUAACAGUGACAUCAUUUAUUCAGAUUAUGAAGUCUGACAAAUCAAGCUCUUCAAGUCAUGCUAAUUCACAACAUGGAAGCUUGGUCAAUUCAAAUCUCAUUUCAAUUCGUGGAAACAUAGAGAACAUGCAUUUAUUUUUCAAGUUUGGGUCCUUUAUAAGCAAUGAAAAUGUAGUCCAUAGUCAUAGGAGAGACGAGUGUAUCUGUUUACAUGUCUAUGAUGAUCAAAACAUGAUUUAUAUACAAGGUAAACUACAUCAUUAUACUUAUCCUGUUGGCUUGGGCCCUGGAGUAAAUGCAACAUUUCACCGGGUACUUUUGAAAUGCUCUUCAGAUGGAUUCCCCAAAUUGGUUCUGACCUCUGUAUCAUUUGUUGUAAUUAAUUCUGUGAAAGAAACUGGCUUUCUAUACAGUAAACGACUGACCAUGCGGCCUCAGUUUGAUAGGAAUAGUGAGGACACUCUCAACUCUGUUUCACUAAGUUUGAUCUCAAAUUUAGUUCAAUUAAUGGACAUCAAGCGUGUUCGGUUGCUCAGCAGGGUUGUAACAAUCCAUUAUCUUGUGUUGAAAAAACUUGAACUUGAUCAUGGAAGAUCAGGAUCAAGAAUGGAGAUAAAGAUGCCAUCAAUCAAGAUCUCCUUAGCUGGAUUUUUGUUGGAUGAUGGGUCAUCUUUAUGCUGUUGUUGGGCUGAUGGCGAGCGAGCAGAAAUGCUGCUUCGAUUAGAUAAAAUUUCAUGCCAUCCAUUCUUCCAAUUUGGUGACAAUUCAGUGAAGAAAAGUUUUAGAUAUCAUGAAACGAUUGGUCAUCAGUUGGAAAAUAUGCUAAGAAAGCACCAAAAGGUUAUUAUGAAAAACCAUAGAGCAGUACCAGAUGUUUCAUCUUUGGAUUUUACGUUUUAUGUUGAUUCCAGUGAAAUCUUCAGCAGUGCAGAGGAGAGCCUUCUCAGAUUUGUCAUUAGCAAUGCUUGUCAGGGAUCAACUUUUAAUAUUAGUGGUCAUUUGAUGGAUUCAACUGCUUUGGGUUUGUUGGACAUGGAAAGUAAGGAUUUGCAGGAUAUAGUACGGCCAUUACCUAAUAUUUGGGCUGCAGAAAUUCAGCACAAUAAUUCCCUUAAACAAGCUAGAAAGUUGCUUGAUGAGCUUUCAACUGGAUAAGAUAGGCUCUCUCCAGGUUGUUUAGUGAUACUUGAAGCACUUUGCAGUUGAGAUCUAUACGGCUGCUGAUUAUUCUAAAGUUUGGCUGUUGAGAUAGGAGAACAAAACUAUUACAGUGUGAUCAUUGCCAAUUGCUGCUCAUAGGAAUAUUGGAAAUUCCAAAUUAAGGAGCUUAUUUUUAAGACGCCUAUGAACUGACUUCCACUUGACAGCAAUUCAUUCAUUGUUGCAUAUAUAUGCAUCUAAGAUGAAGUGGCCAGAAAGUUAUGGAUCUCCUUCUCUGAAUAAAUUAUGAAAGGCGAUGUGUGCACUAAGGGCAUCUCCAACCGAAUUCUAUACGUUUGUUUGGCGUCCGUGAACUUCUCCAAUCGAACGGCAAAAUACGCGUCAUUCUCUCGUUCGUGAACAGUGUAAUCCAAUAUUGGCGUCGCACUGCUUACAAACACAUUUUUGGUGGAAAUAGAGCGCGGAGGGGAGAAAGUCUAGCGUUUGUGGUUGAGAAAGAAUAUAUACGAAAUAUUCUUUUUUGUGUUAAGAAAUAGAGUUCAAUUGAAGAUGAAUUACUGCAUUUUGAAGUAUUACUGCAUUUUCGAGUGGAAAAUGAGUUUUUCAUUUGGAGAUGAUCUAAGAUGGGGCAGUUGAAGCGUGCUAUAAACUUAUAUUUACUUGUUGAGAAGGGAAGAAAUAGGGAUAUAAAUUGAAACAACAUAUUCAGAAGAACAGAUAGAUUAAUGCCUUAACGGCAGCGAGUUAAGGUAAAGAAAUAAAUGAUCUUAUGGCAUGGAGAAAGAGGGAGAAAUUAAUCCGUAGAGGUUGCUAAAGAAAUGUUGUAAUUUUGUUGGAUGAUAUAAACUUAAUUACAGUGAUAGUGACAAGCAUUUUUACAAUCACAAAUGAUUAUUUGAGCA